This is a messenger RNA of Emiliania huxleyi CCMP1516, 666 nucleotides long. RefSeq lists its product as hypothetical. NCBI's taxonomy places the organism in Eukaryota, Haptophyta, Isochrysidales, Noelaerhabdaceae. The record is from RefSeq and is a predicted model, not a curated record. Gene Ontology annotation, cellular component: ribonucleoprotein complex; nucleus; cytoplasm. The transcript has 4 exons. The annotation marks the transcript as partial. Gene Ontology annotation, molecular function: RNA binding; RNA helicase activity.
AUGGACGAGGGGGACCGGAUCCUCAACAUGGGUUUGGAGCCGCAGAUCCCAAAGAUUGUGCCCCAAGUCGAGGUUGGCGACAUCAACUCGCUCAACGCAAACAAGGACAUCACGCAGGUCGUGCACCUCGUCGACGGGCAGGCGCAGAAGGCGUCCCUCAUGAGCCAGGUCUUCGCGACGCUCGAGGCGGGCUCGCGCGUCAUCGUCUUCACCUCGACCAAGCGGAUGUGCGACUCGCUCGGCUCGCAGCUCGGCCGGAGGAUCGGCGUGGGCGUGAUCCACGGAGACAAGGACCAGCGCGAGCGCGAGAUGGUGCUCGCCGACUUCAAGAGCGGCCGCCGGCCAGUGAUGAUCGCCACCGACGUGGCGGCGCGCGGCAUCGACGUCAAGGACGUCAAGGCGGUCAUCAACUACGACUUCCCGGGCAACAUCGAGGACUACAUCCACCGCAUCGGCCGCACCGGCCGCGCCGGCGCCAAGGGCGACUCGAACAAGGCGCGGCCGCUCGUCGACAUCAUGCUCAAGGCGGGGCAGCAGCUCCCCGCGCAGCUCGCGCAGAUGGCAGGCGUGCGCCACGGCCAGUUUGAGGAGGCGGACAUGGCGGCGCUGAUGCGGCCCCCGGGCGACACGGCGCCGGUGGACGAGGAGCGGCUCGGGCGGAUGCUG